AUGGGCGGUAAUUCAAAUCUCGAUGUUAUGCUGGCGGGCGGCGGGGCAGCUUUCGUCGUAGAUUUGAUUGUCUACCCGUUAGAUACCUUGAAAACCCGCCAGCAAAGUCGAGAUUUCGUCAAGACAUUUGCCAACCCGUCUACUAAGACUAAACUACCCUCGCGGCAGCUCUUCAGGGGCUUAUACCAGGGUAUCGGAAUAGUCAUAGUUACUACUUUACCUGCCGCGGGAACAUUUUUUACUACCUACGAAGCGGCUAAGUCGUUCAUCAACCGUCACGGGUCCCCCUUAGGUCUUCCGCAACCCUUAGUGCAUGCAGGCGCAUCAGCCAUAGGGGAAUGUGCUUCGUGCCUGGUCCUUACUCCUUCCGAGGUCAUCAAGCAAAAUGCCCAGAUGUUGCAGCAAAAGUCCGGCAGCUCACGCAGGUCUGCUUCCCUUCAAGCCUUAAAGCAGCUGACCGUAAGCGGCACGGGCGUAGGGCGCAAGCUGUUAUCGGGAUACACCGUUCUAAUAGCUCGAAACCUACCUUUUACAGCUAUCCAGUUUCCCAUCUUCGAAUAUCUGCGUACUAAGAUCUGGAGCCAGCGAUCUCGUACGGGCCAAUCUAACACGGGGUUCGGCGCGGGAGAGAAGCGAACUCUACUUGAGACUGGCGUUAUCACUGGGACAAGUGCUGGGUUGGCGGGUAGCUUGGCUGCUAUCGUCACGACUCCUAUGGAUGUGGUGAAGACACGGAUGAUGCUUGCAGCCGGGAGCAGCCAGGGUGUAGAUCAGGGUGUUCACGACCGGACGCAUACGUCUCAAGGCGUAACCAAAUACAAGGUACGGGGUGGACUCGCCGUAGCACGCGAAGUUGUUUCGGAGACGGGUAUCUCGGGGUUGUUCAGGGGUUCGGCUCUUCGCGCUGUAUGGACUCUUGUCGGUAGCGGUCUUUACUUAGGCACAUACGAAGUAGCAAAGGUUUGGCUCUCGAGGAGAAAGGGGCAAAGUAGCGAAGAUGACGCCUUUAUUUAA
This is a messenger RNA of Daldinia childiae, 1014 nucleotides long. Its product is annotated as putative mitochondrial carrier C12B10.09. Lineage: Eukaryota; Fungi; Ascomycota; Sordariomycetes; Xylariales; Hypoxylaceae. The transcript has 2 exons. Gene Ontology annotation, cellular component: mitochondrial inner membrane. Bases 1 to 1014 code for a protein of 337 amino acids. The record is from RefSeq and is a predicted model, not a curated record. Gene Ontology annotation, molecular function: S-adenosyl-L-methionine transmembrane transporter activity.